Molecule: messenger RNA, 2371 nt
Organism: Otolemur garnettii (small-eared galago)
Lineage: Eukaryota; Metazoa; Chordata; Mammalia; Primates; Galagidae
Gene: HCN3
Product: hyperpolarization activated cyclic nucleotide gated potassium channel 3
Exons: 8
Coding region: 1-2343 (780 amino acids)
Biological process (GO): transmembrane transport; potassium ion transport
Cellular component (GO): membrane
Molecular function (GO): voltage-gated potassium channel activity
Source: RefSeq, a predicted model, not a curated record
AUGGAGGCGGAGCGGCAGCCAGCCGCUGGGGCCGACGGAGGGGAGACCCCCGGGCUGGAGGGGUUGCCUCCCGCUGCUCCUGCGCCAAAGCCUGCGGCCGCAGGUCGGAUCCCUGGGGUCGGGCCCGAGCCUAAGAGAAGGCAGCUCGGAACGCUGCUCCAGCCCACGGUCAACAAGUUCUCCCUUCGGGUGUUCGGCAGCCACAAAGCCGUGGAAAUCGAGCAAGAGCGGGUGAAGUCGGCGGGGGCCUGGAUCAUCCACCCCUACAGCGACUUUCGGUUUUACUGGGACCUCAUCAUGCUGCUGCUGAUGGUAGGGAACCUCAUUGUACUGCCAGUGGGCAUCACCUUCUUCAAGGAGGAGAACUCCCCACCCUGGAUCGUCUUCAAUGUCCUCUCUGACACUUUCUUCCUGCUGGAUUUGGUGCUCAACUUCCGCACGGGCAUUGUGGUGGAAGAGGGCGCUGAGAUCCUGCUGGCGCCCCGGGCCAUCCGCAUGCGCUAUCUGAGGACCUGGUUCCUGGUUGACCUCAUCUCUUCCAUCCCUGUGGAUUAUAUCUUCCUGGUGGUAGAGCUAGAGCCGCGGCUGGACGCUGAGGUCUACAAAACUGCGAGGGCCCUGCGCAUCGUUCGCUUCACCAAGAUUCUCAGCCUGCUGCGGCUGCUCCGCCUCUCCCGCCUCAUCCGCUACAUACACCAGUGGGAGGAGAUCUUCCACAUGACCUAUGACCUGGCCAGUGCUGUGGUUCGCAUCUUCAACCUCAUUGGGAUGAUGCUGCUGCUGUGUCACUGGGAUGGCUGUCUGCAGUUCCUGGUCCCCAUGCUGCAGGACUUCCCUCCUGACUGCUGGGUCUCCAUCAACCACAUGGUGAACCACUCAUGGGGCCGCCAGUAUUCCCACGCCCUGUUCAAGGCCAUGAGCCACAUGCUGUGCAUCGGGUACGGGCAGCAGGCACCUGUAGGCAUGCCCGACGUCUGGCUCACCAUGCUCAGCAUGAUUGUGGGUGCCACAUGCUACGCCAUGUUCAUCGGUCAUGCCACCGCCCUCAUUCAGUCUCUGGAUUCUUCCCGGCGUCAGUACCAGGAGAAGUACAAGCAGGUGGAGCAGUACAUGUCCUUCCACAAGCUGCCGGCUGACACACGCCAGCGCAUCCAUGAGUACUAUGAGCACCGCUACCAGGGCAAGAUGUUUGACGAGGAGAGCAUCCUGGGCGAGCUAAGCGAGCCACUCAGGGAGGAGAUCAUUAACUUCACCUGCCGGGGCCUGGUGGCCCACAUGCCGCUGUUUGCCCAUGCUGACCCCAGCUUCGUCACUGCGGUGCUCACCAAACUGCGAUUUGAGGUCUUCCAGCCAGGGGACCUCGUGGUGCGUGAGGGCUCCGUGGGCAGGAAGAUGUACUUCAUCCAGCAUGGGCUGCUCAGUGUGCUGGCUCGUGGCGCCCAGGACACCCGCCUCACUGAUGGAUCCUACUUUGGGGAGAUCUGCCUGCUGACCCGGGGCCGGCGCACAGCCAGUGUUCGGGCUGACACCUACUGCCGCCUCUACUCCCUCAGCGUGGACCACUUCAACGCUGUGCUUGAGGAGUUCCCCAUGAUGCGCCGGGCUUUUGAGACUGUGGCCAUGGAUCGGCUGCGCCGCAUCGGCAAGAAGAAUUCCAUACUGCAGCGGAAGCGCUCUGAGCCAAGUCCAGGCAGCAGUGGUGGCCUCAUGGAGCAACACUUGGUACAACAUGACAGGGACAUGGCUCGUGGUGUUCGGGGCCUGGCCCCAGGCACAGGAGCUCGGCUCAGUGGAAAGCCAGUACUGUGGGAGCCACUGGUGCAUGCACCCCUGCAAGCAGCUGCUGUGACCUCCAGUGUGGCCAUUGCCCUGACUCAUCAGCGAGGUCCUCUGCUUCUCUCCCCUGACUCUCCAGCUGUCCUCCUUACUCGCUCUGCUCGAUGCUCAGCAGGCUCUCCAGCCUCCCCACUGGUGCCAGUCCGAGCUGGCCCUCUGCUGGUCCGAGGGCCAUGGGCAUCCACCUCUCGCCUGCCUGCUCCACCUGCCCGAACCCUCCACGCCAGCCUUUCCCGGACAGGGCGCUCCCAGGUCUCCCUGCUGGGCCCCCCCCCAGGAGGAGGUGGACGGUGGUUAGGACCUCGGGGUCGCCCUCUCUCAGCCUCCCAACCCUCUCUGCCUCAGAGGGCAGCAGGUGAUGGCUCUCCUGGGCGCAAAGGCUCAGGAAGCGAGCGCCUGCCCCCCUCAGGGCUCCUGGCCAAGCCUCCAGGGACAGUCCAGCCUCCCAGGCCACCAGUGCCUGAGCCAGCAGCCUCCCGGGGUCCCCAGCUCUCUGCCAACAUGUGAAACCCUUAGGUAUACCUGGCUUUAGCUC